Gambusia affinis (western mosquitofish) is the source of this 4092-nucleotide messenger RNA. Its product is annotated as nucleoprotein TPR. Gene Ontology annotation, molecular function: protein binding. Lineage: Eukaryota; Metazoa; Chordata; Actinopteri; Cyprinodontiformes; Poeciliidae. The record is from RefSeq and is a predicted model, not a curated record. The transcript is spliced from 43 exons. The coding region runs from base 69 to 3905 and encodes 1278 amino acids.
UUGGUCAUCCAGAGGGAUAAAAAGAGCAUUGCUGCUGCUGCAAGUCAUUACAGUUUAGGAGCAGAACAAUGGCUGGAGGUUCUGACUUCGUUUGGGUUCCCCUCCUUCUCAUCUCUGUCCUCCCUGCGUCUGACAACAGACACGUGCCGUAUAACGUGGGUGAGUUUGUCAACAAUACUGGGAACCCACAGCUGGACGAUAUCCUGUCCAGGAUUCCUAUAUCCUUGCCGGAUGGAACUGAUUUCGACGAUGUAAAUGUAACGUCGAUAAAAAUCAAACUUUGCACUGGGUUCGAAGAAAGCUUGGAUUCCCUGAACAAGCAGCUUCGGGAAGCAAGCCGGCGUAGCAGCCAGCUGGACGGGGAAGCCUUCGAGUUGAGGCGGGAGGUCAGGCAGCUGAAGCUGAAGCUCUCCACCUGCAGUUGGGCCGUGACGUCCGUCGCCGGCUCAUACCACACCCAGCUGCAGAACAAACUGAAGCAUCUGCUGGAGGUGGUUGACAGUGAGAACAUUCAAGUUUUGAAGAUCGUGGCUCUGACCAGGGAUGUUAGAUCUUUACGGAGGAAGUUUGAAUCCGCUGUUAACUCAAAUGGAAACUCAACCGAGAUAACAGCUGUGCAAGCUGAACUGAGCGCAAAGACGGCCGAGCUCGACGCCAAGAAGCAACAAACCAACAGGAACAAUGAAACUCUGGCAUUAAUCCUGGAGAUAAUCUCCUUGCAGAAUCAGAUCUGGGACCUGCAGCAGACCGAACUGAGCAGCCAAACCGCUCUUACUGUCGAUGGAAGACUUCUGGCGCUACAAGAGCUACUGGACAGGAAGCUCUCUGAGCUGCAACGCGAAGAAGACCCAACCUCUGUUGUGCUGGAGCUGAUUUCUGUGCACCAUAAGAUCACGACGAUGGAGAAAAGGAUCAAGAUCCUGACGGAGGGAUCCAAAUCUAAAAGUCUUGAUGCUCAGAGGGAAUUGAGGCAAAAGACUGAGCAGCUGAAGAGAGCAAUCCUGCUGCUGAGUGGACGGGAAAAUGACAAGAAUCUUACUAGGGAGAUCCUGAGGCUCCAGCUUGAGGUGGAGCGUUUGACAACGUUAGUUUCAAAUUACGUGGACACCCUGGAACCCACCAUCACAGCCAUAACAGAAGAACUGGAGGCGAAGAAGAAAAGAGAGGUCAUUUUGCAGAAAUCGCUGGAGCAUACAGACCACGCCAUCGCACAGCUGAUCAUGAAAGUAAUCAGCAUCAUGGAGGAGCUGACGGAGCACAAGGAGACAACAACUGGUGAACAGCCUGAUAUUCUGACACUCCUUCAAACCUAUAAACGAGACUACACCAAAGCUCUCAGUGAAAUAAAGAGCCUGAAGGAGCAGCUGCGUCAGACACGUGAGCAGUGCUCCGGACCAGAGGGGCGAUAUAUCGCGGUAAAGACGGAACUGGAACAAAGGAUUGCGCAGCUGAACAGAACUGAAGACUCUGAAGCUGCCGUCGUUGUGAGUGUAAUACACCUGCACAGUGAAAUCGUGGCUUUAAAGAAGGCGAUUGUAACGUCGGCUAGUACAAAGGAGAUUAUAAGGCUGCAGAGGGAGCUGCUGCAGAAAGAAGAAGAACUAAAAGCCAAGACUGCAGACAUAGAGAAACUGACUCCCAACUCACAGAUAAUUUUAAAGGUUAUUGAGCUGCAGAAUAACAUCUGGACUCUUCAGAGCAACGAUACCAAAGACACGACCAGUGAGAGAUCAGAGUUGCAAAGGAGACUGGAUGAUCUGCUGAGUGAGAUCGAUAGCAAAGACCAGGAAACCCUAAAACACAUGAUGACAGUCCUGACCCUGCAGAGUCAGGUGGAAUAUCUUCAGAAACAGCUGUCGGUGACCAAGGUUUUACAAUCCCACAGGAUCCCCCAACUCAACAAAGAGCUUGAAAUCAAGCAGGCGCAGUUACAAAAAGCUUAUUUGGAGAUGAAGGAGAAGAACAAGGAAAACGGCGUACUGUUGGUGAACAUCUCUGUGCUGCAAAGCCAGCUCAGAAAUUUCGAAAAGGAAAAGGAAAGUGAAAAAGAAAAAGCCGUUGCCACGGUGUCUGAGCUGAAGGAACAGCUGAAGAUUAAACAAGAGGAGAACCAAGAACAGCAGAACUUGAUAAAAACUCUGCAGAUCAGCCUGAACCAGACUCAAUCAGAGUGUUCUACAAAUGAGCAGCAAAUUCAAGACCUGCAGAAAAGUUUGGAAGCCAAGAUUGAGGAACUCAAGAACAAAUCUGAUACAGUUACGUCUCUUGCUCUUCAAGUUUCUACAUUGACUGUGCAGCUGGAAGAACUAAAGAAGCAGCUGGAAAGCUCUGCUUCCCAAACUAAAGUUGAAGAGCUUCAAAAAAUUAUUGACCAGAAAAGUGCUGAACUGGACAAAGUAACAGAAGAGCUGAAACAACGAAGCACGCAGUCCCAAAGACUUUUACAGAUUAUUGCCGUACAAGUGGAGAUUGAUCGACUGGUAACUGUGGCCUCAAACGAAUCAGAUUACACCAAGAUCCAAGGACUCCAAGAUCAUCUCAGUUACCUGAUAGAGGGAAUUCAGGAUACAGACAAUGAGAACACAAAGCUAACAUUUAAGAUUUUGACUCAAAAGGACGAAAUAGCCAGACUGAAGAAGGAGAUGGAGAGCCAACUGGGAGCACAAGCUGAGAAAAUUAAAGGUCUGGAAAAUCUCUUGGAGUCGGUCAGAAAUGAGAUAAAAAAGAAAGCAAAUUUGCUGGAGACCUCAACCUUGAGAAUUGCGAAUCUGUCUGCUCAGAUUAUGGAACUGAAUGAGAAAAUCGUACCACUGCAGCAGGAAAUAUCAGACCUCAAUCAGACGUUUGCCGAAAACCUUGCAGAACUUCAAGAGAGACUCAAUUUUGCUCAGAAGAAACUGCAAAAUACUGAAGCUCAGCUCAAGCAGGCAGACGAACGGAAUUUUAAACUAGUAAUGGAUAUCGCCAAUCUCAGGGCUGAGCUCAAAAAAGCGAAGGAAGAAACUUCUAUAACUGCUAAGAAGAAAGUUGCUGCCUUGGAACAACAAUUAAGAACACAGGAUAAAGAAAACAGAAAACUUGAGAGCAACAACAGAGACUUAAAGCAACAAAUGGAGGAGCUGGAAACGUGCUGCAACGCCAACACCAACUGUGAAGACGUGCAGAGGCAGCUGCAGCAGAGCCAAGAGGAUGCGGAUCGUCUCCAUCAGCAGCUGCAGGAGAAGGACGGCGCCCUGAGAAAGCUGCAGCGCGACUUCGAGCUACAGCAGCGGGAGAAGGAGCGGCUGCAGGAAGACUACAACAACGUCGUGGCUAAACUAACCAACGUGGAAGACAGGACCAUCUAUAACACAAAGCUCACCUGGGAUCCAAAUACGGCACAUCCCAGAUUAGUUUUCUUUUCCAACAACACCGAGGUAUCCACCACCAACGACGUACGGCAGUUCCAGGACAACCCCAGCAGGUUCGACGUGGUUCUUGCCGUUCUUGGCUCGACCGGCUUCUCGAGAGGCCGCCAUUACUGGGAGGUGUCUGUAGCUGAAAAACUUUGCUACCACAUCGGGAUGACUAGCGAAUCGGCCAAGAGGAAAGGAUCGUUAUCCUUCAGGCCCGCGAAGGGUUUCUGGACCAUAAUCCUGAACAAACUGGGUGAGCUCAAAGCGAUUGACAGGACGUCUGUAACCCUUCAGGUUGAGAGGCUUCCCUUUACUCUGGGCAUCCUGCUGGACUACAACAAGGGACAGGUGUCCUUCUACGACUCUGGCGCCAGAUCUCAUCUGUACUCGUUCUCAGGUCAAGAGUUUACCGACAGAAUCUAUCCGUUUCUCAACUACUGCGUUGAGGAUGUUGAAAAUCCUCAGCCAAUAGUUUUGCUGCCUCCAGGAUCAACUGACUGGAUUAAUUAAGCAACACAAUAAGUCCGGUUUUGGCACGUUUGUCCAACAGUUACAUGACUUAAUAAUCAAAUAUUUUAUUGCCUUUACGAAUGAUUUCGAUUCAAUAAAUCAACAAACCUAAAAAAAAAAAAAAGUGUGUAUUUACCUCUGACUGUCAUCGCCCAGGUGUAAUAAACAUUACUAUUUUAAAAAAGAA